AUGUGUGACCCAAACUCCACCUCUGAAAAUGAUGCGCAGCGUGAAUGUGUGGUGACAGAUUACACCCGGGGUUACACAUGCGCACAGUACUCGGCUGGACGCUGGCGGUUAUACACUGCACCUGGGGUAACUAAGGUUACCAAGGACAACAUGCCGCGUUUGUAUAGUGACGCGUGCGCUGUCACCACGCAUGUACGCUGCACGUCAUUUUCGGAGUUGGAGUUUGGGUCACACAUGUGCACAGCUCUCGGCUGGAUGCCGCCGGUUAUCCACUGCUCCUCGG
Messenger RNA from Pelobates cultripes (western spadefoot toad), 283 nucleotides. The record is from the annotation of a GenBank genome assembly. NCBI's taxonomy places the organism in Eukaryota, Metazoa, Chordata, Amphibia, Anura, Pelobatidae.